Molecule: messenger RNA, 5139 nt
Organism: Chara braunii
Lineage: Eukaryota; Viridiplantae; Streptophyta; Charophyceae; Charales; Characeae
Source: the annotation of a GenBank genome assembly
GUUUGACUGCAUACAGGGGGUUCUAUCAGUAACUAAGGCUUGCAGAGAAGGGCCUGACCCUUAAUCUUGAAGGACGGUCUACAAGUGACAGCACAACGACCAACGCAAGGGCAAGGCGACAAGGUUCUGAACGGUUAACAACAAGAAGGCAUAUAAGCUGGAGGAGAGGGGGAGUCAUUGUACAGACAAACGAUGCCGUGAAGGCAGCAAGGAGCACAGCACUGGGAGAAAAAUCAACUUCUGUUCGGCUUGGCUGCAGUGCAACUGUGAGCUUACUCUAACACACACAACUUCCAAGAAACUUUCCAUCAGUGGGACAGGGGAUUGUAUGUAUAUUGCUUGAUUGUUCUACCCCUGUUCCCACUCUCCCUACCCCCCUGUAUUCUGUGAGCACCGGCACCUCUCAAGUACCGCAUCAGUUCAGACUGAUGUCGAUGGAACAGGAAACCGGGGCACUGCCACGGCGCAGUGCCAGGAUCGCAGUUCGUGCCCGCCCUGCGGUACCUCCAAGACCCAAGAGAUUCAGCAGACGGACGACUCCAGCGGCAUCAAGUACGGCAUUGACWGUACAAGACACCACCGGRGAUCUUCCCGCAUGCCCGGUCCGAGAGGCCAGCGAGCCUUUGGCUGACUAUCGUGGGCCACAGGCAUUUACAGACGCCGUAGCCGCCGCCGAGGCUCAGCAGGCUGCGGCAGAGGCAGAACGUCAGCGGCUGGCCAAUGAGGCGGCAGCCGAAGCUCAGCGGACAGCUGAGACUGACGAAGCGGCACGAAACAGACGGAAUGCCGCCAGCACGGAGUCCCUGAUUGCUAGUGAGCAUCAGUGGACAACGAUACUCCAAGACAUGAUCUUUGUGCCUACGGAAACGCAGGCGGAGCCGACACAGGCGGAGGCAGAGAGAAGUAACCUGGCUACCGUGACGUUGAACGUAAUGAGGGGAGUAAUGUGGAACAACAAACUACUGCAGGCACACCUGCACGCGGAACGACAGCAAAGACAGCAGUACCAGCAAGACCUGGCUGCUGUAACGGCCGGCGUCCGCGACGCAGCAAUGCAGCAGCAGCAACAGCAACAGCUGAUGAACUCUACCAUCGCACGCAUCAACGGCAUUGAGGCCAAGGCCUCAGCAGCGCCAGGCUGCACGACGGACGCGACGAAGCAAAUCAACGAACGCAUCGAUCACGUCGUCACCAUCAUCGGCGACAUAGGUGUUUUCAACGGACCGGACACGAUCAGCAGCACGGUGGCCGCCAUCAAGACGGACAUCACCAAGCUACAGACGAGACCGGACGUCGCUACAAAGACGUUCAAGAUGCCGCRCUUCGACAUCUGCAAGUUCGACGACUACAACAAGUCGGACGCUUUGACAUGGUGGCAACGUUUCCUCAUGGAAGCGUCAUGUCGCACUGUCCCGGCGAACGACAUGUUGAAGGCACUCUAUUUGCAACUGAUUGGAGGAGCGCARGCAUGGAUGAACCACCUGGCGGCCACCCACAAGUGCACCAUSGCCGAACUCCACACGCACAUCACGUGGAAGGAGUUCGAGCAGCUAUGGUUCACCCGGUUCAUGGUCCGCAACGUCGUGAAGGCGGCCAUGAAUGAGGUGUACACAUGCUCUCAGGGGAACAUGCCAACUCGAGACUGGACAACGAAGUGGCAAAAGAUAGUGACCACACCAGGCUUCGACUUGACUGACACCGUUGCACCAGAGGCAGUAUCCGUACUUUUGACGAAGGUCAUAGACAUAGACGUCCCUUGCUCUCCCGCUUCUGUCCGGAAGUACCGGGACUUGCUGAUCAAAGCCCGCGCAAAUAUGCAAAAGGCUCAGAUCCGCAUGCAGCAGCAAGCUAACCGACGUCGACUUCCAUGUCCUUUCCGCGAGGGAGACCGUGUUUGGGUCCUCUCCGAGGAAUUUGCGCUCGAGCAGGAUGUUUCGCGCAAACUCCUUCCGAAAUGGUUCGGACCAUGGGAAGUCACUUCUGCCGUUGGAGACGACCCCGCGGGUCCUUCCUUCGUGAUCAACAUUCCACCGCACCUGACAGUGCAUCGGGUCUUCCACGCAUCGAAGCUGGCCACCUACACGCCACCUUCAGCUGACGAGUUCCCCGGACGUCGAUCACAGGAUCCGCCUUCUAUGGACGGACAUCAGGAAGUUGACCGAGUCAUCACGCACCGCAAGUAUGGCAACAAGCCAAGGCAGUACAAGUCACAUUCAAGCAAUGUGCGCCUGAUGACACUCGGUGGAUCUCCAGUACAGAUUUGCAGACUUCUGCACCCCUCAUCUUUGCCGACUAUGAGAAGCGACGCCUUGCUAAGGACGCAGCUCGUCCCGCCCGACCCACCCCGGUAUCGGACAGACAACUUCGCCCUCGCAGCGCCAGAGCACUGUUUUGAUGCGCUAAGUUUAGCGCAGGAGCGAGCAAGGAGCAGCAGCGGCAGCGCAGCAUUAGCGCAGCGGCAAGCGGAGCAGCAGCGGCAGCGCAGCAUUAGCGCAGCGGCAAGCGGAGCAGCAGCAGGGCGACUGAGCCAGCACGGCGGCCAUUGCCGCCUGAGGCACAAUGGUUUGUGGAUCCAUGCAAUUGAAUUGUUGCACCCCGAGGUUUGCAAUGACAUGUUGACCAUUCACUGCAUUGAAUUGUAUGAUGAGUUGGCGAAGAGGAAAGAGCUGCGUUUGAAUGAUUUCUAUUACGAUAAUGUUGAUGACAAGGCACAAUGGUUUGUGGAUCCUAGUGUCGCCACUGCUGUUGACAAUUGCGACAACUCUGACCCCAGAAGGGAUCCCAGGUGGGGAUGGGUACCACACAACAUCCCACAAAGGACUGGAUGUGUUAUAACGCACUGUCGAGACCUCAUGGGGAACAUCUGGCUUGUCACUUACACGAAUGGAAGCAUAUGUUACAGGGAGCUAAACGAGAAGGUCGGUUUUCAUGAGUGUAAUAAAGAAUAUGAUGAUGGCAGAUUGAAACAUGCAGAGAGUGUUCCGAUUUGCAACCCUGUUGCUAUUGAGAUCAACGAUGGUGACAUGCUAUUGAAAGACGGUAGUGUGUUACUCACGGACAAGACAGGGAGCAAGAGCAGGUGGGAGAACGCAUGGGAACCAAUAUGGGACCCUCAUGUAGUGAAGGAAAUAAAUAUCCAGAAGUUUGAUGUAAAGCAUACGUUAGUGGAUGAGACGGAGGUUCUAGAUGUGAGGAGUGCAGACGAGUACGGGUAUCGCAUCAAUUGGAUAAAAGGAGUUCUGCAACCAGGGUUAUGGGAAGGGAAAGCCACAAUGGCUGCAAAAUUUUCCUUGGUUGGCUCAUCGGAGCACUGGCUCCCUAUGGGCUCCUUGAAGGAGGGCGUGGUUAGACAUUGGCAAUUCAUGGUAAUUGUUGCUCGGGUUUGGCUGAUGAAUGUUCAUGUGGAUAACAAAGCACAAGUGCGCAGACAUGCAGAGUACUGUAGGAAUCGUAUCCCCGAGAACGAUCUUCAGAUGGUCAUCACUGGGUACGACUCCUACCCUGAUCAAGAUAUGUGGCACGUUGAAAACAGUACUAGCUGUGUGACAAAUGAUGAUGCUGAUCGUUCCGAUUUCAUGCUGGAUCUACGCAAACGCUUCCCAUGCCUUGGUCUGUUGGGUUGGGUUCCUGUUGUAUGGCCCGAAAAGAACAUUGAUGGAACACCGCUUCAUGUUAUUUUCAAUGACCCUUUGGGCGUGCCAUUCCUUCUUACAUAUGAGGAGGGGCUUUUACAAGACUGUCGGUACUCAUCCACCACUGACUUUUGCACAGAGUUGGAAAAUGGGACGGGGAAGACAUUGCGACAAGCAGGCUCUAAUUGCAAUGUCAGUAGAUUGGGCAAAGAGGACAAACACAAAGGUGGGGAUGAGGGUGAAGGCAAAAGAGAGGGCGAAAAGAAGAACGGUGAAAAUGAGAAAGUUAAUGGCCCAAGAAGUGGAGAUGACGAAGAAAUGUCACAUGUGGGCACCAAGAGAGAGGCCACGAGAAUGGUGAAGGUGAGAAUGCUGAUGGACGAAGAAAUGACAAGAAAGGGGGAAACAUCACAGGUGAGCAUGACGAGGGAGACAAAUGUGAAUAUGAAGAUGACAAUGACAAUGUUGAGCAUGAGGAUGUGGGUGCAAGGCGUGGUAAGACUGUCCGAAAGGAAGGGGGGAACACAACACCAGUGGGGGAGCAUGAGGCGAGAGGCCAAGAGAAUGGUGAACAUGGGAAUGAUGAUGGUCGAAGAAAUGAGGAAAAAAUGGGAAACAUCACAGGCGAGCAUGAGGAGGCAGGUGGAUGCGGAGAUAAAGAUGAACAUGGCAAUAUUGAGCAUGAGGAUGUGGGUGCAAGAAGUGGCAAGUCUGCCCGAAGGGGAAGGGGGGAUACAGCAUCAGGCCUCAAAUGAGAAUGUAAAUGAGGAUCAUUGUCUCAACAUUGUCGACAAUUUCAAUCGUCAAAAUGACGAUAUUAACAAUGAUGAAGAGAUUGAUAACGACGAAGAUGAUUAUGAAGAUGGUGACAAUGUUGGUGACGAUCCUUUACCUGAUAAUGAUAAUGACGACGACGAUUAUGAUGAAGAUGAUGAUGAUGAUGAUGACGAUGACGAUGACGAUGACGAUGAUGACACAGAUGAGGUCAAUGGCGGUGAUGGAAAAAAAGGGAGAUCGUUGAAGAAAGGUGAACAAAAGGACAAGGGUUGGUGCAUUUCGAUUUUACAAUUGGCACGUGAGUUUGAAUACCCGCACGUCACCUUGCGUGUGGUGCAUCGGGAUGCAACGCCAAGUGGGUCUUUCCAGCAAGUGGCAAUCUCUGCUUUGUCUUCAAGUUGCAAACAUGGGAAACAAUUUCGCGGUGGUGGGAAGUCUUGGUUCGUGCUUGUAAACCGUGAAGUUGCCAUGGCAAUGCUGUCAGGAUGGAGCGACGAUAUUUGUGGUCUAGCGCAAGGUGCAGCGGCACAAGCUUUGGGCGCUCGUUUGCAUCCCAACCUAUCAACUGCAAUUGAUAUUGUGUUCGCUGUAGCUCAUCAGGGAGGACUGAAAUUUCUUCCAGGAGUACAACCAAAACUGUAGGAGGAAGAGGAUUAUAAAUCAGUCAGAGACGUGCGGGUAUUCAAACUCACGCUAAGUAGAAGCCAUGCAAUGAAAGAAGUGUAAUGAU